Molecule: messenger RNA, 2773 nt
Organism: Paramisgurnus dabryanus
Lineage: Eukaryota; Metazoa; Chordata; Actinopteri; Cypriniformes; Cobitidae
Gene: syf2
Product: SYF2 pre-mRNA-splicing factor
Cellular component (GO): Prp19 complex; post-mRNA release spliceosomal complex; catalytic step 2 spliceosome
Source: RefSeq, a predicted model, not a curated record
UGUAUAAGGUCAUUUUAAUUUUCCGGACUUAAAUUCUGUGACGCAGUUCCUGUUUCAGAGAACGAAAAUGGCGUCUGACACAGAGGUUGAUGUUGCCAACAAUGAAGAGGAAAUCUCUGAGGCUCCAGCGGCUCAGAAGAGAGAAGAUAGGCUGAGAAAGUUCAGAGAGCUUCAUUUAAAGAGGAAUGAGGCCCGGAAGCUGAAUCAUCAGGAGGUGGUGGAGGAGGACAAAAGACUGAAGCUGCCGUCCAAUUGGGAGGCCAAGAAAGCUCGUCUGGAGUAUGAGCUCCUGGUGGACCAAAAGAAGAAGGAAUGUGCAGAACGUGGUGAGGACUAUGACCGCGUGAAGCUCCUGGAGAUCAGCGCUGAAGAUGCUGAGAGAUGGGAUAGGAAGAAAAGGAAGAAGAAGAACCCUGAUCCAGGAUUUUCAGGGUAUGCCGAAGCUCAGCUGAGACAGUACCAGAGACUGACAAAGCAGAUCAAGCCUGAUAUGGAGAACUAUGAGAAACAGAGAGAAGAGUGUGGUGAAGAUUUCCACCCAACCACCAACAGUCUGAUUCAUGGGACUCAUGUCCCUUCAAAAGAUAGCAUCAAUCGCAUGGUGGAGGACGUUGAGAAACAGAUUGAAAAGCGUGCCAAGUACAGUCGUCGCAGGGCCUACAAUGAUGAUGCUGACAUCGAUUAUAUCAACGAGAGGAACGCCAAGUUCAACAAGAAGGCCGAACGGUUUUAUGGCAAAUACACUGCGGAGAUCAAGCAGAACCUGGAGAGAGGAACUGCCGUGUAACCGUAGAGACUGUUACUAUGGAUGACACUUCUCCAUCAGACGAGUGACCGUAAUAUUUUUAGCUUUAUGUAAAAAUGCUUCUUUAUAGAUAUUUCUCUUUUUUGUGGUGGUGAUAUAAAACCAACCACUUUGAAGAGGUGUACAUCUUUGUGCCCACUUUGACCGUUUUAAUGUUGGUGAAAUAAUUUUACCUGGAGUGGUAAGGUGGACAUCUUUCUGUGUUUUUGCUUUUGGAUGUGUGGAUUCAUUUUGAUUUAAGUUGAAUAAAAACAUUUUCAAACAAAUAAUUCUGUAAGUUUAUAACAUGAUAAUGCAGACGAUAUACUAAACAUUUAAGGGCAGUUUCCCAGGCAUGGUUUAGAUUAAUCCAGUUAAAUUAGAGCAUUUAAAGGGAUAGUUUACCUAAAAAUUAAAUUUGUCAUAGUUUUUUAUACUCAGAUGUUGUUGAAAAACAUGUAUAAAUUUCUUUGUUCUGAUGAACACGAUAUUUUCAGAUAUGUUUGUAACCAAACCGUUCAUGAGCCCCAUUCACUUCCAUAGUAGGAAAAACGAAUACUAUAAACGUCAAUGGGGCUUCUGAUUGGUUUGGUUACAAACAUUCCUCAAAAUAUCUUCGUGUUCAUCGAAGUUGUAACAACAUGAGAGUGAGUAAAUGGUGAUAAACUUUUCUUUUUUUGCGGAACUUUCCCUUUAAGUACUUUUUACAAACAUACUUUACAAAAAAUUUUACUGGUGUGCAUCUUCAGACAAACAAUGGCACUGAUAUAUUUAAAGAUUUGUCAGCACAGGCUGUUUUCAGUUUUUGAGACCGCUCUAACAAGCAUUUUAGUUUUGGACUACAGUUGAGCCCUUUCUGGGAAACCACCCCUUAACGUUUGGAUUUUCUGCACAGCUGCAAAAUUGAUCAACCUGUACAAGUACCAAUGGUUUGGCUUGUUGUAAGUUUUCUCAGGUAAAAAUAAAGUAUACUAGAAUGUACUAAAAAUACACUAGCAUACCAGCAAGUACAUUUUUAAUACAUUGAUAUUUUUGUUUAAUAAUAGUGUAAAAGUUGAACACUACAUAUAUAUGAAUUAAAAGUAUAGUUCAUUAGUGCACUUGAAAGUAUACUAUACCAGUUACACUUUAUUUUUAGUGUAUUGAAAUAGCACCAUUUAAAUCUUCUCAAGUUUAUCUUAAGAAUCACUAAAGACUAAUUAUUAGAUAUUAAGUACAUAAUUAAUGCAUGAAGAUGGUACAUUUACUACAUAUACUUUAAUGCAUUUUAUUCAUCUAGGUAGUUUGAAGAAGUUUUACACAAAUCUUUGCACAGAUUUACACUGUUAACCCAGAUAUAGUCUUUACUUAAACAAUGACGUUAAAAUCAUUUAAUAUUUUGAGUUUUGGAUAUAUACUUAAAAAAAUCUUAGUUCAUGUAACUUACCUAUAAAAUUAAUUCAAAUGAAAUGAACUUAAAAUUGUCAGAACAUAUUAUAAGGAAUACCCAUAAUCCUUUGUGCCUGAAAUAUUUGUUAAUAAAAUGUCAUAGAGGUUUAAGUUAUUAUAUUUAUAAUGUUGUUUUGUUGUGAAUGAUAAUUUUGUAAAGUCACUGUUCAGGUGAUCAGUAGUUUCCGUUCAUGAACCCUGUUCAGCACAUUUUAUUGAAUUUCUCCCCACAGUACUGACAAUGCAUGUCAACAAUGUAGUUUUGUGUGCAUUUUUGUGAAGAAUCAAUUUUAUUCAAUGAAUAAGUUAGAGUCAUUCAUGAAUUUUGUGUUAUAAAACAAUUUAAGUGAUAUAAUUAUAAAUUAAUUAAAAAUAGAAAAUCUUUGAACUUCAUUAAAUAAGUGGAAAUGUUGUACAAAGCAAUUGAAAGGCCUAUUACAAAUUAAUUCAAGUUAAAUCAAUUUAAUUUUAAUCAAUUAAUUUAAUGUACUUGCUAAAUUAUAUUGAAAUUACUAGAAAAUUUAAGUUAAAUGUACUCUUGUUUUAGUUCGCAUUACUUAA